Messenger RNA from Thunnus maccoyii (southern bluefin tuna), 5068 nucleotides. RefSeq names its product MAP7 domain containing 2a (gene map7d2a). The transcript has 17 exons. The record is from RefSeq and is a predicted model, not a curated record. Gene Ontology annotation, cellular component: microtubule cytoskeleton. Gene Ontology annotation, biological process: microtubule cytoskeleton organization. Bases 2166 to 4868 code for a protein of 900 amino acids. NCBI's taxonomy places the organism in Eukaryota, Metazoa, Chordata, Actinopteri, Scombriformes, Scombridae.
CUACUAACUGCAGGCAACACAUGAUGCAUCUUUUUAUGGAAGUCUUUGAAUCACUUUGUGAUCUUUAGUUUUUUAUGUCUAUAUGUUGUUUAUAAUUGUUGAUAGUGUAAGAAAUGUGUAUAUAGAGUAAACAAACGUUGCAUUAUGAAAUGCAGUAAGAUUUGUACCUCUCUAUAGAGAGUAUUACAAUGUAUUCUACAGGAACAAGUCAUAGAAAUGCAGCAGGAAAGGUUUCAAUAGGUUUUAUUUUUGACAAUUUUUCUUUUCUUGUCAUGAAGUAAAUACAAAAUACAGUACUUUAUAAUAUUAUGAGAGAGUAUCAAUACAGUAAAUUAGGAUAUUGCUGCAAAGAAAACAAAAAAGUAUUGUAAAUUCUCUAAUACAGUGAAAACUGACCAUGUACAAAAAAGCUCAAACAAACAAAAAACACAUCAUCCUGAACAACAUCCAUGUGAAAAGGCUACAUGUUAGUUUUUUUGACAUAAACUGAAGAGUUUUGAACCGAGUAUCGGCUUUAGUCAUUGAAUGUUUUUUUUGUGUGAAAGCAGUGCAAAUGUUGUCACAGUUUGGUCCAUGAUUUUUGUUGUUGUGUUGACUGUUUGAAGAGUUUGUGGUAGUAUUGAACCAUGCAUAAAAACCAAUUAUUAAAAAAUGUAAUGAGUUAAUCAAUUGUGCAAAUUCUGCCAAAACUGGUGUAACUAAACAUGAUUAUGCCCAGUUGUAAAGGGUGUCAUGCCAUAUUCUGUAACCCAUCAGAAUCUGUGACUUGAUAAGCAGUUUGAGCUUAUUAAUACUGCCAGAGCUGGAUUACUGGAGUGAAGUGGGCCCUGCAGGUGCCCAGGUUCACUGUGUGUUAAUUGGUUUGUAGUAAUAUGAUAGAGGAUUCCUACCUCUAAAGUAUCACAUUAAAUGAUAAGGGCAUUACUGUCCCUGUUGUGUUCAGGGGGGAAAUGUCAAAUUCAAUUUUAAACCUUUACCUCAGUUUAUAUUAGUGCAGAUUCCUAAAUAACCACAAACUAAGUAACAUGCAAUAAACCUGUGGUAGGUCAUAUUUCAACACAUGAGUACAUGUUGGUUUCUGAGACUGCAGGCAAAAUAUAAUAAAGCUGAACGUGUAAUCUGCAGCGUGCACUUAAGUUGAUGGUGCACUCACAGACAAUGUUACAUCCACUCAGAGCACAGAGAUUUGGAAGAAUGGGGGUUGCUGGGGCCCACAGCUCAUUUUUAACCCAAGGCCCCAGGGUUAAUACAGCUGUGUCCACUGCAAAGAGUUUUACCAUGGUCACACACUGUAUUUUGAUAGCUGUUAUCCAAAAUGAUGAUGUGACUGCUGUAUUUUUUUAUAUCAUAGAUAGGGUCACAGAUUUUGAAAGCUGUGAUAGCAGAAACUGGUAGUGCACAGAUUUGUCUGUAUCACUAAACUUAACCCUCUGACAGCAAUAUUUUUUCAAACCAGGAGUCUUUUUUGCCCUCUUUUUUGGGGGGGAUCUUUUCAAAACCAACAGAAAAUAAAAUAGCAACAGCAUUUUAACGGGAUGUUUAGCAAAGAAAUGUUGAAAAUCUGUUGAGAUUUACAAGUGAGACUUAAGACCUCAAUUUUAACCAGUUCCCUGUGGCCUUUUUGUAGCCUCUGAACAUGAAACAAUAGCCUAAGUAGCCUAAAUUUGCCGCAUUAUGGUGCAAAUUGUAUUCGUAUAGGCCAGCUGUUUCCACUAAUUCUGCACGCUUUACUGUAAACGACAACAAAUUUGAUUUGGACCUGAUUGAGCAAUGUGCAGAGAGGAAAUCUCCUCCAUCUCUUCAUCUACCGGUAAUGUGUUAAUAGCCUGUGUAUCAGGGCGGGCUUAAGCUGCGACGCACGGUGCGGUCGGUCGGUUGUAAACUCUAUUGUGCGCUUCGUCAUCUCCGCUCCAGUCUCAGCAUCUCUCUCCUCCAUCAACACAAGACUCCCCCGCUCCUGCCCAUCAUUCAUAAUGACCUUCAGUUCAGACAGAGCAUCCAGUUGAAUGGUGCGUGCUUGUUUUUGUCCGCUGUGGCUGCGCGUACUGCUGCUGCUGCUGCUGUGGUGGGGGACGGAUACCUGUGCUGCAUUGGCAUCACUGCGGAGUGUUUUGGGUGCCAGCGCGUCCACGCGUUUGGGUGUAUUCAUCCUUUGAUCAGCUACCAUGGCGAAAACAGUCACAUCAUCCAGCGCAAUAACAGGUGAAAAGAUGGCACCCCCAUCCAUCACUCUACUUCCUGAAAAGAGAUCUCCGACAAACAGUCACAACUCCCCAGCCCGAACUGGGAAGACUACUCCGUCUAACACAGAGAAGAAGCCGCAAAUAAAUGGACAUGCGUCGCCUUCGCACUUACCGGCUAACAUCAGCAGCAACCAUGCAGCUGUGGAGGGUUACAUGAAGACAGACGACAGGAUGCGUUUAGCCAAAGAGAGACGCGAGGAGAGGGAGAGAAGCCUUGCGGCCAGGGAGCAGCUGAUCAGGGAGAAGGAGCGGAGGGCUCGGCUACAGUAUGAACGCACAGUGGAGGAACGCUGGAGGCGGCUGGAGGAGCAGAGGCAGAAAGAGGAGCUCCGCAGAGCUGCAGUGGAAGAAAAGAGGAGGCAGCAGCUCGAAGAGGAGAGGGAGCGACUGGAGGCCCUGAUGAAACGCUCUUUGGAGCGCAGCCUUCAGCUGGAGCAGAGGAACAAACGCUGGAGCAGAGGCUGCCCUGCAGGAGGAGGUGACAGUGAGAAUGCCCCACUCCCUUUCUCUGCUGCCUCCGCCUUUUCCCAUGGCAUUGCCUCCCCCCUUCCUGCUGUCAGCGAAUCUGCGCCCUGCAGCCCUCACAGAUCACCUUUCUGCAGCUCACUGAACCCUGCUGACCACAACAGAGCUGGACUUCAGGGAGGCUCUCAGUCAACUCCCAAUACCCCCAAGAAAGAGCGUCUGCGCAGAGACAGAAGAACUGCAUCCCCAGGUUGUGGGUCCCCUAUGAGAAGAUCUGAAUCUCCUGCUAGUGUCAGCAAACACUUGGCUUCCCCUACUACCUCCAAGCUGGCCUCCAAAAUGCGUGCCCAGUCUCCUAGCAAUGCACAUCAGUACCAUUACUCUCCUACAAGACAUCGUCCAACCCUGUCAACUGAUGAUAGGAAAGCAGAAGACAAGAAAGUGGAAAAACACAGCGAACAAUGCAAGACUGAGACAACCGUGAAAAAGACUACUGACAUCAAAAACAUGAAUCCAUCUUCACAAGCUGAGGAGAAUGCAGUUGAAAUCACUAAAACCACAUCAUCUAAGGGUGAAACUUUUGAUAAACGGCUCAAAGGUGACACAUCUGAAAAAAAUCAGUCCCCUGACAGAAAGGACCACAUGUCUCCCAAAGCCGAUUCCUCAGAGAAGAAGGCAGAGAGCAACGCUCAGGAUGGAGAAAAGAAAAAAGAAUCAGUGGAAUGCACGUCCACAGGGAAGGCGGCAGCUGGCACAACAAAUGCAGAGGAGGCUACCAGGUUGCUGGCGGAGCGCAGGCGUCAGGCUCGAGCUCAGAAAGAACUGGAAGAUAAAAAACGAGAACAAGAAGAAGAAGAGAGACUAAAGGAGGAGCAGCUCAGGAAGCAACUUGCACAGGAACAGCGACAGGCUGAAUUGAAGGCUCAACAAGAGAAAGAGAAGGGGAAAAAAGAGGAAGAGGCUCACAGGUUGAAACAAGAACAAGAGAAACGACAGCAGGAUGUGCAGGAGAAGGAGCAACAGAGCCAAAUGGACAAAGAGAGAGAAAAAGUCCAAGCUCAAGAGGAAGCAGAGCGUCAGCGGCAAGACAGAGAACAGCAGACGCAACAAGAAGAGGAGGAGAGGCAACUAAGAAAAAAGAGAAUUGAGGAGAUCAUGAAGAGAACUAGGAAAGGUGAACCUGAGUUGAAGAAGGAGGAGCAGGUGGAGACAAAGUCCGUCUCACCGCCAGGGGAGUUAAAGACUGUUCAAACUAAUGCUCAGGUGAACGAGCAAGCCACCAAAAAGGUUGAGUUUCAGGUUAAAGAGCAGGUCACAGUCCAGGGAAACAUGAAGGAAAAUGCCCAGGUAAAGAAAGAAGGAGCAGCAGUGGCAGCACAGAUGGACAAUCAGAAGAGCAUGCAAGUUAAAAACGACGCUCAUCAAGUGACACCAACAAAGAGCGUUCCUGACAAGAGACCAGACACCAAACAAACCAGUGAAGACCAGCUUAACAAAGAUGGCAAAGCCUGUCUUCUCAAGCAACAAGAGAAAGAGGCGGAAAUGAAUGUAAACAAGCAGCACAAAGUAAACGUUAAAGCCGCAGACCAAAUAAAAAAAGAGCCGACCAAGACAGCAGAUUCCAAAGUCAACCAAAAUGAGGGCGGUAUGAUGAAUGGAGUAGUUAAGGGUGAAGGAAGUGCCUUGAAGAGUCACCAUGUAACUGCUGAGGUAAGCAAACAGCAAAGCCCAAAAGCGUCGACAGCUGAGGGAAAGGCUAAAGGAGCGUCCCAGAUGGAGGUUAUGAAACCCUCUGUGACACCCCUGCCGGUGGGACACCCAUCACCGCCAGUCAUCAAACUGGAGCCACUAGAUGUGAAGGGUACAGGGUCUGGUGAUGAGGUGCAGUCUAUGGAGGUCAGCCCAGCUUCAAAGGAGGAACUGAUUUCAAUCCCAGAGUUCUCACCAGUUAAUGAAAUCCAGCACGGCGGCAUGAGUAACACCCGCGCCCUUGAAGACCUGAUGGAUCUGACAGGCGGCGUCAACCACCCCAAACUGUCCUCUGAAGGCAACAUAGGCGACUGCAACAAGAACCUCAUUGAGGGCGUUGUCAGUCCCAUGUCAGACUCAAAGCUCAUUGGGAUGUCGCCUCUGUCCUCAAAUAAACUUAGCAUCCAGUAGUCUCUCUCUCUCUCUUCCUGUCUCGCUUGCCUUCUCCCUCUCUUCCCUCUCUCUAACACACACACAGGGUGUCAUAUUUGGAAAAUUGGCCCCUGUGUUGCUACAUUUAUGGGAAUAGAGCCAUAGAGUUAGACUUAAAAAACUGUAAACCAUGACUUGCAAUAUAACUGAAACAUCUCCUACAGUAUAUUCUAAUAACA